GCUGUCUGUCAAACAAUGCCACCAAUAUUCCUGUCGCUAACACUCAGUCUCAUCACGGUUUUAUCUGUCUUGUUUAUUUACUUGUACUAUUAUUUCACUCGAAACUUCAACUUCUGGAAGAAUCUCGGUAUCUCCUACGUAAAACCCCUGCCGUUUGUAGGCAAUCUGAAGGAAGUGGUGUUCCUGAAGGAAAAUAUAGGGAAGGCUCUUCAAAGAAUCUACAGCGAACAUAGUGACAAGCCGUAUGUGGGCAUCUUCGCGUUCGAUGAGCCGAGUUUGUUGAUUCGCGACCUGGACAUGGUGAAGAAUAUUCUUGUAAAGGAUGCGCAGAACUUCCUUGACCGUUCCAUCACAGUUGACGAAGAUGUGGAACCCCUGCUUGGAAAGACCAUGUUUGUGACAAAAGGACAACGCUGGCGCCGAAUCAGAGUGAAACUGACUCCGGUAUUUACAACGGCAAAAAUUAAGAUGAUGCUCUACCUCGUGGAACUCUGUGGCAAGGACCUGGUGAAGUACCUGGACAAGGUCACAGCUGACGGGACCCCAGUGGAUGUGAAAGAGACAAUGGCUAGGUUCACGACCGACGUGAUAGCGUCCUGCGCGUUCGGCAUCAACAGCAACUCGCUCAAGAAUCCCGACGCCGAGUUCAGGCGACACCUGCGCAAUGCGCUUGACUUCACUUUUAUUAAGGGAUUGGCAGGACUGACGGCGUUUUUCGCGCCUAAUCUUAAGAGGAGCUUGAAACUGAAAUUUGUGGAUGAUUACACAACCAACUACAUCAGAAACACUAUUUGGAAUACAGUGGAUUACAGGGAGAAGAAUGAGGUUAUACGAAAUGAUUUUCUGGAUUCUAUGAUCGAAAUGAGAAAUAAAUGGAAAAGGAGCGUCCAAGAAGACAAAACACCAGCAAAGAGUCAAGAGAACGAUUCACAUUUUGAAAUAGACGGAGACGAAUUUGUGGCUCAGGCAUUCCUUUUUCUAGCAGCGGGUUUAGAAACUUCUGCCACUGUACUGAGCUUCGCUUUGUAUGAACUCGCUUUGCAUUCUGAGAUUCAGCAGAGACUGAGGGCGGAGAUGACGCAGGUUCUGGACAAACACCACGGAGAGCUCACAUACGACGGAAUCCGUGAGAUGUCUUAUCUCGACAUGGUGGUCAGAGAGACGCUGAGAAAGUAUCCGGUACUCCCAUUCUUGGAUCGGAGGUGCGCCCGUGACUACGAGCUACCUUCUCCUUCCGGGAAGGAAACAAUAAUACUACCAGCAGGAACCGCAGUUUACAUCUCGGUGGUGGGUAUUCAAAAUGACCCGAAGUACUUCCCAGAAGGGGAGAAAUUCCUUCCAGAACGAUUUACAGAGGAAAAUAUAAAGAGUCGACCAAGCUACACAUAUCUCCCAUUUGGGGAAGGUCUUCGUAUGUGUAUGGGAAUGCGCUUUGGACUGAUGCAGGUGAAGACGGGACUCAUUCACAUAUUCUCCGCGUACGAGGUGGCGCCCUGCGAAGAAACCCCUGUGCCGAUUUCCUAUGAUUCAAAGUCACUUCUGUUGCGAGCGAAUGGGGAGGUACCGCUGUCCUUCAAACGUCUAUAAGUACGGUCGAACGGCACGGGACUCACUGCCGUGCUUGCUAAUAAAGGAAAAGCAAUGACAACAAAAAUGUCUAAAUUGGUAUUUCAAUGCACGUUAAUGUCGCUGCAUAUGAUUAACAUAUAAAUUAAGUUAAUUUAAUGAAGUAUCUUUAAGGAAUAUUUAAUUUGUUUCUUUAAUGAAAUACUCUCGAGGCAGUGUGCUGUACAUUUGUGAUAUUUUUUGUACAAGCAAGAUUGUAUUCAUGUGUCCAUAUGUAUACAAUAUAAUAUUAUGUAUUAUUUGUUA
Zootermopsis nevadensis is the source of this 1872-nucleotide messenger RNA. RefSeq names its product cytochrome P450 6j1-like. Lineage: Eukaryota; Metazoa; Arthropoda; Insecta; Blattodea; Termopsidae. Gene Ontology annotation, molecular function: oxidoreductase activity, acting on paired donors, with incorporation or reduction of molecular oxygen; monooxygenase activity; heme binding. The record is from RefSeq and is a predicted model, not a curated record.